Molecule: messenger RNA, 754 nt
Organism: Paramecium octaurelia
Lineage: Eukaryota; Ciliophora; Oligohymenophorea; Peniculida; Parameciidae
Source: the annotation of a GenBank genome assembly
AUGGAAAACUUUGAAAUCUUGCUGAGCCUAGAUUACUGGAGAGGAUAACGAUUUGGAGAAUAAAGGCUACCAAAGUAGAAUAUACGAGAUCAAGAAACUCAAAUCUGUGGCUUUGAUAUUGAUACUUGCUUUUCUAAAAAACUUCAUUUUAACAAAUUUUUGCCAUUAAAAAAAGUUUUAUUAGAACAACCAGAUAAGAUCAAUAGGGACAUUAGGAUUAGUCAAUUUUCAUUUGCUUCAAUUGUACUAUUUCAGAAAUGCCAACACUUUUGGCAGGAAAAAAUCAAUUGUGUAGAACAAUAGAAGGCAAAAAAAUAAUAUUCUUAAGUAUAAUUUACAUUCAUAAAUUUCAUAGAUGAUAAUCUAGAAUAAAUUGAGAUUUGAAACAAGAUUUACAGUUCAUUUGAUUUUAUUGAGUAGAAUUCUCAACUUAAGAGAACUAAAACCUUUUCAAAAAUUCUUUUAAAAUUACUAUGAUGAACAUUUACUUCAAUCUCUCCAACUUAAACUUCUAUUUAGGAAAAGCAGCUCUUACAAAUAUCAAUAAAAUCAAAUGAUAACGAAAUAGCAUUCGUUAUAUUUGAGAAGGCAUUUAGGUUGUGUUUAAAACUAUUUUAUAAUUGUUGGAAUGCAGGUUGUAAGAUAGAAAAGAACCAAUAGAUGUCUAAAUGUCGAGGCUUUCCGGAAAACCAGGAAUAGAUUAAAUAGAAUAUAUGGUUGGCUUAAUAGUAUUUAGAUUGAAUUUAACAUAUGA